Molecule: messenger RNA, 2494 nt
Organism: Umbelopsis ramanniana AG
Lineage: Eukaryota; Fungi; Mucoromycota; Umbelopsidomycetes; Umbelopsidales; Umbelopsidaceae
Exons: 7
Coding region: 310-2325 (671 amino acids)
Biological process (GO): dolichyl monophosphate biosynthetic process
Cellular component (GO): endoplasmic reticulum membrane
Molecular function (GO): dolichol kinase activity
Source: RefSeq, a predicted model, not a curated record
AGGUCCCCCCACUAACACAAUCUCUUUACAAUCAUUCGAGACAAGCUAGUACCGCCGUCGUCUGCAGCCGUUAGACGCUCGCAAGAUCGCCCACCUGCCGUCGAGUACCACACUGCUUUGUCCUCCAUCGACCCUCUCGUCAGACCGCCAUCACCGUCCGAAAGCAGCAAUUCCAACACUCCCGAGGAAGUCAAGCACUUGGCUCCACCAAAAGAUCAAAACUACGAGAGCGGCUUUGCUUCUGCUUCAUCUGUUGAAGAGAAUUCUUUCUCAAUCGCCACACGUAGGAGACGGCCGGUUGUAGAGCCCAUGAUAGCGAAACUGGAUCCAUGGCGGAUCGAAGACGAUGGCGAAGAGAUUCUCGAUGUGUCUGCCGGAGAGCGCAUCAUAUGGAUUAUCUCUGCAUUAUGGGCAGCCAAAAGAUUAUAUGAUACCCAGGCUAUUGUUCAAAAUGAUACACCGACUUUUCUGGCCCGAUCGCUUGUUGUGUUCACCUGCCUCUCUUUCCUUGCCACGUUGCUCAGCUUUCGAGCAAAGCCGAAAUCGGCAUCGGAUAUUUCCUCUUCAUACUCAUCAGAUGAUGCUGAUGGCGAUGUAAACAUAGAAAAGGUUGUGGAUUCUCCUUCAAGGAAAAGGCGAACACAUGAUGCCAGGCCUUUCAACGGCCGGAAUGGAUCAGCAUCUUCAGAAAAAGUCACAAAGCUCAGAGACACAAGGGUUGGUCGCAGUCGUUUAUUUGGGAAAAGCAGAGCAUGUUUUAGGAGUGGCGCUGAUGAUGGUGCUCUUUGCGGUAUUCUGUUGACUCCACUGCUAGCUUCUGCCAAAUAUGCCAGCACUGCUAGCAAUGUUACGGAUGAGAAGGAUACGACGAAUGACUUGGCGUACUACCAUGCCGUUUUUGAACUUGUUCUACUGUUUGGUAUAAUCAGUACCUUCCAUAUUCACGCAAGUUACUUUAUGCGCCCGUUUCGUCGACUAAGUCUCAAGUAUGGUGUGCUUGUCUCCACCUUGAUAAUAUCGAGUGGAUUAACGGUUGUGCUGGUUCGAUUCAUACCGUUUACAACGAUAUUGCAAACUCUUCCUCUCGGUUAUGUACUGAUGCAUAUCAUCAUAUUCCAACUCAACCUUUAUUUGUGCGCAACAGCACUAAGAAGAAGCUUUACGUUUGGUGAGAUGUGUCUAAUUGCACAGGCCGGUACCUUUCUUGUUAUGAACGCAACUACUAUAUUAAUGUGUAAAUUCAUGCCAAACCAUUUACCUCGCUUUAUUUCUGGAAAUGGCAAGUUAUCGCCAAUUAAGGUGCUCGGUCAUGCCGUUAUCCUUGGCAUCCUUUUCAUUGGCCUAAUAACUUAUCCUAUCCUCUGGCACUCUCGAAGUCUUGCACAAAGACGGUAUUGGAAGACCUUAUCGACUGGAAAUACACGACAGUCCUCCCUUCGUCAACGCAAAAUUCUAACUGCCCUGAGCAUAUAUCUCAUCACAGCACUGGCAGUCAUCUUUUUGAUUUCCCCUCUUUGCACUUCAUUGCUAGGAGAAAACGCAUUUCUAUGGACUGUAAAAUACGUGUUCAUGUCACCUCCGCGUAUAACGUUAUGCUUGUUCUGGGCUAUAGCUAUCGCAAUUACAGUCGUUAUUUGGGUACUUGUCCUUGAUGUGCAUGACUCACCGCAGUCUGCUCACGUUGGUACUCAGCCGGCGACAGUGAAGCAGUUAACAAGUAGCUUAAACAAGAAGAGAAAAUUAUUCCAUGCGCUUGCAGUGGUUAUGUUUGUUCCUGGACUGCUCUACGAGCCAGCAUUCCUACAACUCGCUUUCUCGGUUGCUCUAGGCGCAUUUAUAUACUUGGAGUACUUGCGUUUUUUUGCGGUUUGGCCGUAUGGCAAAAGUAUCCACAUUUUCUUGACUGAAUUUAUUGACAGUCGGGAUCUCGGACCUGUCAUUUUAAGUCAUGUUUAUCUUUUACUUGGAUGUGCUGAAUCCGUCUGGUUAGAAGGAUCGAGCGUCUUGGCUAGUCUCUCUGGUAUCCUUACCCUCGGCUUUGGAGAUGCUAUGGCAUCCAUUGUUGGCAAGCGCUUCGGUCGAAUCCGAUGGUUCCGUAGCCACAAAACAAUCGAAGGAACUUUAGCAUUUGUCCUCAGUGUCUUGUUUGGUUCAGGACUUAUCUUAUAUACCAUGUCGCCUCUUUCUCUUAAAUUUGAUGCGAAUGUCUGGGGAUGGUACACUAUUGUGGUCUCCAUGACUGGUUUGAUGGAGGCAUUCUCUACGCAAAAUGAUAACCUUGUGGUUCCCCUGUUCAUGUUCGCCUUAAUAGAAUUAGCAUACUAAAAUAUACAAUAUACGUUCAGACGUAGAGCCUUUCAGUAACAUCAUGUGUGGAGUAAAAACAAAAAGAAAUACAAUACAGUUGAUGCGCUGGCUAGUACGUUAUUAGAACCAAAAACGAUAUGCUCAAUGAUUGCUAUGAAAAAGACAGGCUAUGUUUCAAUACAGUGAU